Adineta steineri is the source of this 342-nucleotide messenger RNA. NCBI's taxonomy places the organism in Eukaryota, Metazoa, Rotifera, Eurotatoria, Adinetida, Adinetidae. The record is from the annotation of a GenBank genome assembly.
AUGAGUACUUUUUAUGCCAAACAUACAUCAAAAUCAAUUUACAAUAUUAAAAAUUUAUUGAAUAAACCAUUCAAUGUUUCACUUAUGUCACAACAAUCAUCUAUUAUAGUUAAUACUUAUCAUGGUCGUGUUCUAUCACCUAUACUUGAUCAAUUUUCAAUUAAAAGUGGUCAUAAAUUAUAUAAUAAAACAUGUCGUAGUUCAACAAAUUGUACAUUUGAUGAUCGAUUUAAUCGUGCGUUAGUUAUUGAACAUAUUCAAAUAGAAUUAAUAGAGAAGAAUUAUUCAAAUUACAGAAUUCGAAUUCAACAUGUAUUAUCAAGGGGGAAAAAGCGGAUUUAA